GUCGAGCGAGCACGCGUGCGACCUCUCGCUAUCGUUCCUCGUGACAUCUCCGAGACGCGAGUCUUCGAAACUCAAACGUCAGUGUCAGUAUCAUCUACCACAUUUCAGUCAAUGACGUCAUCGCUAUAAUUCGAAAUUUAAACAGUGGAUAGUUUUUCUGUGAGAAUUAAAACCGCUUUUUGUGAUGUAAUAUCAGAUUUGGUUGGUGACGAAGUGUUUGGAUUGGAUGUACUAGUUAUUUAGUGUUGGAGUUUCUGACGCAAAGCGCCAACCGACCGAAACGACUCGUCAUGUGUGACUGAAGCAGUGUAAAUAAAUAAAUAAAACUAGUGUUUAAAUGAUUACUAACAUAGUUUAGUGUAGUGCGCACGAUUACAGAUCUAUUUAGUGGUAGUGAGUGAUGGUGUAGUGACAGUGUCGACAACAUGGCGACAAAGGUUUUGACAGUUGUCAUUUUGGCUGUCAUCGGCGGGUACUGCGCUACUGCUGAAAGAGAUCACGCUUCAGCAAUAGUUGGUUCGACUGCGCGCCUGCGCUGUCGCAUCGAUGGCGCGUCCUGCGGCGAGAUGCACAGCAUCAAAUGGUAUAAGGCGGAUGCCAGAGUCUACGUAUACUCCGGGUCCAGUGACGCGGCCAUCGACCGCCCUGAGGGAGACAUGGCUAGCAGAAUGUCGAUAUCGCACAACCCGAACGCCAGCUACGCGGAGCUGGUUAUAGAGCGAGUGCAACCUGAGGACGAGGGGGUGUUCCGUUGCGAGAUCACCUACCUCCAGGUUGGGGAGGACUGCAACACCGUGCAGGUCACCGACUUCAGGACUUACAUGAAGCCAACAUCAGUCGAGAUGCUGACGGGCGAAGGUCAGAAGCUGCAAGAUGGUGAAACCUUCGGCCCCCUGCUGGAGAGGACUAAGAUCAACAUAACUUGCAUAGUGAGGGGGGGAAAGCCACAGCCUAAAGUAGUAUGGCGGUUCAACGGGAAGGAGCGGCUUGACGCGCAAACUACAACCCCGGACAAGCAGACAGUGCUGCAUACGUUACCUUUGACUGUAACGCGAGCCGAGCUGGCUGGCGAGCUCGUCUGCGAGGUGUCAUCAGCCGCGCUGGACUCGGCCAUCAGGAAGAGAGUCAACCUCAACGUGAAAGUACCACCGAACAAGAUAUCAAUAUCGGGCGUCGGAGAGCACGUAGUACAAGGGUCCCUCACAACCUUGGUGUGCACUGUAUCCGGCGCACGCCCAGCUGCGUCCCUGCAGUGGUAUAAUGGCACGCAAAAACUCACUCCUGAAGAUCAAACUAUCCAUCAACGGGAGAUCGAGUCGGACGACACUACAUUCGAGACGACAUCGAACCUGACAUUCGAGGCGACUCGCUCCGAGAACGGACAGAAGUUCCGCUGUGAAGCCAUCAACGAGGUCAUGGUGGAAACCAACGAACAUCCCAUACAUGCUAACAGAGAACUUGAGGUUUGGUACCCACCGAUUGUCACCGUGAAGUCAACCAACAUCACGGUGGUGGAAGGGUCCAAGAUUCUGCUGAAAUGUGAAUAUGAGAGUAACCCAUCGUCGCUCACCGAAGUUAUUUGGUUGCGAGACAACAAGCUGGUGCACGUCAACGACACCUCCCACUACGAAGGAGGCACCACCGACCAGCACUCUCUCAUCAUCGUGGAUUCUCGAAGCACCGACAUUGGCAACUACACCUGCACAUUGGCCAACGCCGUUGGCAACGGCACCAGCGACGAAAGCAUUGAAGUCAACGUGCUUUUCAAACCUCAAGUAAAACUCACCAUGAGCUCGCCGAGCCCCAUCUUGGAGACGGACCACAAGAACGUGACCCUCACCUGCGAGGUCGUCUCUGGCAACCCUCAGAUCCUGGAUGAGGUCAUCUGGUAUCUGGAUGGAGAGGUCCUGAAGCAUCUACCUGAGUGCAGUAACGGGACGCAGGAAGACAACAGCCUCUGCAAUGAAGUGGAUCCUUCUAUGCUGCUGCUUCAGGAUACCACCAAGAGUUUCCAUGGCAACUACUCGUGCAUGGGCAAGAACACAGCCGGCUGGGGCAACGAAAGCGCAAAGACUGAGCUGGUUGUCAAUUACCCACCGAGUCCAGCAAAACUGACCUACUCUCCGUGGAAGGUGGUGAAGGGGAAAUCUCUAGUCCUGAGUUGCAGCAUACAGGAGAAAGGACGUCCUGAAGCUCACAGAUUCCGCUGGCAUCGCGGUGGACGUUUGGUCAGCGAUAUCGUUUCCCAGAAUUGGACCAUCGACCCGGUCACAUUGGACCACCGGACCAACUUCUCUUGUCGCGGCAUCAACGCAGGCGGGGAGGGGGAACCAGCCACUACUAGCAUUGAUGUGCUUGCCCCACCCAGUUUCAAAUACGCAAUGAAUCACUACAGCGGUGCCUUAUAUAAAUCACAGAACAUAUCACUUUCAUGCACGGUGGAAUGCGCGCCGCUGUGCAGCGUGCAAUGGCUGAAGAAUGGAGCAGUCAUCGACCCAGAAAAGACUGAUCGAUAUUACGUGGUUGAGAGGAAAAUUGAGCCACAAGUCAACAGGAAUGAUUUUGAGGCUACUGAGUCUACUUUGCACUGGAACAUGUCAGCGUGGCCAGGUGGCGUGCUGGACCGCGACACGGACACCGCCAGCUACACAUGUCGCUCCUCCAGGAAUGAUGCUGGCCCUCCUGUCAAUAGCACCACCAAGUUUGCUGUUGAGUAUGAACCAGAGAACAUAACAGUGACGCCAAAGGUCGUGUCCGUCAUUGAAAACGAAAUUCCAGCUCGAGUAGUGUGCUCAGCGAAAGGCUUCCCAGUCCCCAGCUACACGUGGCGUCGGGAGCAUCCAACGAAAUCCUCCGGGAAGAACAACACCCUCAUCCUGUCGUCUUCUAACAGCCUCCUCCUCGGCCCUAUCGCGAGGAAAGACGCUGGCAACUAUCUGUGCGAGGCCUACAAUAGGCACGGGAGUGUUAAUACCACUGUGUUGUUGGAUGUUAUGUUUAUACCCGAAUGCGGAAUCAAGCAGAUAGAAAUGGAUGGAGAACAGGUGCUAGUUUGUACUGCACACGCCAAUCCUUUGGAGGUUUCCUUCUCCUGGAAGUUGAAGAACGACAACGACAGUCUGACAGACGAGAAGAUAUGGCAGAGUGGGCACCAGAGCUUCCUCAAACUGAGUCCUAGCGUGGGCGUCUACAGAACUUAUCUGUGCCAAGCCAAUAAUACCGUGGGCAUGUCGCGACCUUGUGAGAGAGAUGUUGUUGGUGCAGUCCCGUGGUGGCGUGACCAGAAAAAGUUGAUCCUCAUUGGUGGGAUCGCUCUGACCAUUUUGGUCAUCACCGUCAUUUUAUGCAUCAUCAUCAUUUGCGUCUGCCGUCGAAUGAGGGCCAAGUCCAAAUAUAACAAUCCAGUCGAAUUGGAGGAGAGAGAAAAUCCGGAUGGUAGCUGUUUAAACGAAGUGUCUAUAGCCCAGUCUAUUAUAUCGCAAGCUUUGCCUGCUUUAUCGCCCCGGAUCAAUCUAUCAUUUAGCCCAAAAUCAUCUGACAGGACGAGACUAGUCGAUUCACAAAACUACCCUUUAGAGAUGAACAAGUUUAAGGAAAACUCGACCUUGCAAGCUAACCUGUCGCAACUAGAAGCAACUUUAAACUCUAGUAGAGUAGCUAAAAUAGAAGAAAGUAAUGAAACUGAGACACCUAAAGAAAGCCUACCUGAGAAUACAACGCCUGUUGUGUCUCCAAAUAAGUGGCCUUUAAAACCUGGAGUCCUAGUACAUGUGAACUCAAACCACACACUCAGUCCAAAAAAUCAAGCAAGACUCCAAGCUGCGAGUCAGAAAGCUGAAGAAAGAGAAGACGAAGCUAACCUCGGUUUGCUAGAAAGAAACAGAAAGACUGAUGACGCUGAACCUAAGACUGAAUAUCCUAAAAGGACUAAGACAAAACAUGCUCAAAAUGUAAUGGGUAUUUUCAAGAAUUUAAGAAGAAAAAGUGAUAAUGACUCAGAUGACAGUAAUGGUAAAUAUAAGAAGAUCAACAAAUCAAACAAAAGAGCUUUAUCUUUGAUCAAUUUAAAUAAGUCGGGUUAUGCCUUGCCUAAGAAUAGACUGAAGUCUUUAUUUCAGAGUGAGACACCGAAUGUUAUAGUAACUGAAGGAGUUGUGUCGUUUAAAAGGCCUGAUAGGAUAGCGACCAGUGCUAAAGUUAAGCCUUUCACUGAACCCCCAAGAACGACCAGAAAGCGGAAGAAACCAGGCGACAGCCCACCUACGAAUGGCGUAGAUAAUGCGGCGAACGGCAACCUCGCAGACAACCCUGGCCUGUACGAGAACCUGCCGUUCCAUGGCCUCCAACAACCUCCUAAUAAGCCUGUUCAAGCAAUACAACCGAGAAUCGUGGAAACUAACCAAAGCCAAAAGGUUACUAAAGGCAUCGAGGCCUUGCAGAAACAACUGACUACAAAUCCAUCUUUUACACCAAGAAUAGUUUGCCCACCGUUCGUACAAAACGCUAUACCCUACCCAGUGAAUGCUCCGUCAAAUUCCAUACAAACAACUUAUGGCAUCCCAGUAUUAUCGCCAAUACAACAGAUGUACCCUUUACAUCAAACGGUUUUACUUAACCCGUAUCUACCACCGAUGCAAACUUCUUUCCUGAAGCAAUUCCCAACCAUCGAUGAAGAAAUGGAACCAGACACAAAGAAAUUCUCAUCUUUGAAUACGAGGAAUGUAAGAAAACUGCCACAGUUUCAAUCUAUGAGGGUAGUUAGGAAGAGAAAUAUAGAAAGGUUUUAUCCUAACACAGAAUAUGGCGAGAAUUUCAAUGAAAUAAACAAUAACAAAGACCAAGAAGAUGGAAGUGAGAAAGACGCAGCUACUGAAGAUAUAAUUUACGCCAAUUUUCCAUCAUUACUAAAAGUAAAGUCUAACAUAAGUGGCGUGGAACAGUUUGAGAACUUAACAGACUCAAUACAAGUGUGCGAAGAAAGUGAUGACCAGAUAAAUGUAUCUACUACGUCUCUUAACAGACCAAUACCAGCACCAAGAACGAAGAUAUCCCCUUUAGUAUCACCAGCUAAAACCGAUCAUGUCUAUGUUAACCUUUCUAUGCCUUUGAUAAACACAAAGUUUUCUAAAUCGUUAGAUAUUGUCGACGCUCCGGUAAGACCUUCGAAAUCCGCUGAAAAUAUAUCAAAGACUGAACCACUUCGAAGAUUUGAAGGAAAAGAUAAUCUUACUUUGAGAACUAGUAAAAGUGGUCUACCAGAAGUUGAUAAAGCUGGUGACAGUGAUGAUGAAGAUAAUGAGAAAAAAGACUUUUCUAAACCAAAUAUAAUAGGAGCAACUCCUAAAAGAAACUUGUCAAUGAUACUACCCUCCAGUUCCUUAGUGAAAUCAGUUGUCAAACAACUUGAUGAGCAAUCUGAGUUUAACAAAGUGGGUUUACCAAAAAAGCAAAUUAUAACACCAAAUAAAACGUUGCAAAUACCAAAGUUGACUGAGAAACCAAUACCAAAGAGGACGUUAGUAAGACGGAGUAACUCGGUCCAAAGUAGUUUGACAGUUGACAGUGAUAAUUCUCAGCCUUUCAAGCCAGACGACCAAUUUAUAUACGCCGACGCUGACAUGAAGGACUACGGGCCCAUCAACUAUAAAGCUGCCUCCAUCUACGCCCAGAUGAAGAAAAUAAAAGAACACCAGAAAAUGCAAGAGAUUUACGACAAGCAACAUCCGGAUGACGACUUACUUUGAAAAAGGUUCUUGUAAAAUUCAGAAUGAUAAAGUCCCCUUUUUUAUAUAAAUCAAAAUGAAAAAUACAAUUAUUAUUAUUUAUAAGAUCAAAAAUGUUAAAUUACUUUCUGCCAUUAUAGCGCAUUGCGUUUAGUUUCUUUUUUUUUCAGAGCUUGUGAAACUAACGUUUUUUCGCGUACAACGUAUUUUUUUUUGUAUACUUUUGGCGAAUUAUUAAAAAUCUCAAUUCAUGUUUACCAAAGAUUUGUAGUCAACGUUUAUUUUAUUAACUAAACUAAUUUUACACACAUGUAUUUUUCUACUUUCAUAAAGUUAAGAAUAACAUGUUUCUGAAAUAAAAUAUUCCAAAAAUCGGAUGUUGCUCUUACAAAAUAUAGAAAAGGUAAACAUAAAUAAAAAUCGAUUUGAUUCUUCCAAUAUGAAGAAUUGAGAAGAUUUUUAUGGUAAAAAAUUUUCAAGUAAAUCUAAACAUGAUGAGAAUAUAAUUAUUCUUAAUGAGACUGUAUACAAAAUGAAUAACUUUUUUACGCCGGCGAUACAUCUAAACCCCACGAUUAUAGCCACAGCCUGUACAGAGUAGAACGUGUUGUCUGUUGUAAAUAAAAGUUAGAUUUCUUUUAUAAUAUUACUAUAUAAAUAACUACUAAGUUUCGAAACAUUUUCAAGAGAAUGAACAAGAAAAAUCUUAACACUAAUCUGUUCACUUAAGAUUUUUAAAAUUAAUAAUUGAUAACCCUAACGCGUUGACCCAGGAUGAAGGUUAUCACGUGAUACUCGACCAAUCGGAGCGCUCGAACUAAAUCUAACUUUACUGUGAUUGGUCCGUGAUCACGUAAUGUCACCCCGCCUACAAUUUGGUCACGGGUAUAGGGUUGACUAUGUCGUUUCUUGAAAAUUAUCUUAAAAGUACGGUCGCAAUCCCUUUUCCGUGAACAGGGUAUUAUAAAGCGAAAAAAAUACUCUAUUUUAUGGCUAAAAUCUUUUCAUUGUUUGUUAAUUUUGGCCACAAUAUAGAUCAAUAAAACACACAGCUUUUAGUAGAUUGGGCAACAUAUAGAGUUCGUAUUAUCCGUCCAAGCGGGAAUGUCUACAAAAAUAGUUGAAAUUUAGCUGAAAACUCAUGUCUAUGUAAAAUAUUAGUGUAAAUUAUAAAUAAAAUGUAUAAAUUAGACAGUUGGAAGAUCAAAGACUAUCCAAAAAUAGAUACAGAUAAGUUAGCGAAUUAUGUAAAAUUAGAAGAAAAUGACAAAACUCUUCUAAGGCAUAAUAAGUAAUUUCACAUACAUUUUGCUUAUGGAUUGGUAUUUUUAAGAACCAAAACAAAAAACAAAACAAAAUUAAAAAAUAUUGUUUUAAAAUUUCAACUUUUUUAAUUUUAUAAACUAAAUAAUAAAAUAUUACCUAUAUGAAUUAGCCUUUUUCAAAUAAGACUUUUCACUUUGUUGGUUGUAUUUGUAUAACACCUGUAAAAACUCAAAAGUGUUUUUCUGUUUUGGUUCUUAAAAAAACAGGAAUUUAAUUGCGGCCCGUAGUUAUAAUCGGCAUUUAUUUUUUACUUUAAAAUUAUUAUUUUUUUUACACUACAUUAAGUUUACAGGUGCAACGAACUCGAAUUUUUAUAUUGUUAAGUACUUAUUUUAAUAUUUUAGAGCCUGCCAGAAAAGGCAUUUUAACCACGCUUUCCAAAUAACCUCUUCGAUGUUAUAAUUGUGGUAAAAGUCUUAAACAAUUACUAUUGUAAGCUGGACUAGUACUAGAUAAUAGACUGUUGAAAAAAAAUGCAAAUAAAAAAUACAUUUUCACAAUUUAAUAUGCAUGAGCAACGGUUAGAGUUCAUGCGAUUUAUUAUUAGUAUUUUUCCUCUUUCUUCUACGCUUCUGAUAUCAAGAGAAUUUUACAUCAAAUUAAAGAAAAAAACAGAAUGAGUCACAUAUUUUUUUAUCUAACUUAGAAUUAUUUAGACAGAAAAUUGAUAACGGUCGUAAAACUAUCUAGUACUUCUUCCAGUUAAAGGUAACAUUCGGAACUUCAUGGUCUGUUAACUAAAGCAGUCAGUUAAAUUUAGUUUUACUGUCGUUCUAAUGUAAAUAACAAGAAAAUCAUUUUAAAAUACAGGCGGAUUGUGAAAAUACAUUUUUAUUUAGUCAAUAUCUAAUCAGAAUUCUAAUAAAAAAUACUGUAUUCAAAAAAAGAGUAAAACUUGCGUUUUAGGUAUAUUUUUGAAACGCCGCAUGUGUUUUAGAAUAAUUUUCUUAAUUUUAAUGCAAAAGAUUUGUGCUCAAAUCUACAAAUAGAUAAAUAAUGGAAGACGUAUUUUUUUUAGUACGAUCAAUAAAACGAUUUCUGUUAAAAAUAAUUUUUUUUUUAAUAAAAUAUUUGUGAAACUUUUUUAUUUACUUUUUGGCGUUAAUAUUUGCAGUAUUUCUGAUUUUUAAUUAAAUUGUAAAAAGUUUUUAACUUGUUUUUGAUGAUAGAAAACAGUGAUCGAAUAUCUGCGUUGACUAUACGAGAUGUUAGACGAAUACGUUAAAAGUAUUUAGAAAAGUUUUGUACAUAAAACAACUUGUUAUAAUAUUGUCACAUAGUGUUAAUAAAAUAAUUUAUGGAUUUUUAA
Pectinophora gossypiella (pink bollworm) is the source of this 8358-nucleotide messenger RNA. RefSeq names its product hemicentin-1 (gene nrm). The transcript has 29 exons. The record is from RefSeq and is a predicted model, not a curated record. Bases 426 to 5744 code for a protein of 1772 amino acids. Gene Ontology annotation, cellular component: immunological synapse; tetraspanin-enriched microdomain; membrane. NCBI's taxonomy places the organism in Eukaryota, Metazoa, Arthropoda, Insecta, Lepidoptera, Gelechiidae.